UAGAAGGUUAGGUACAUACCAUACCAUACCAUACCUCAUAUAUGGUAACGAAGGACAUACCCUCCCUCCUAUACUACCGACUACACAACAACAAACAAUCCUUACUCCAUCAUACUCAACAACCACAACAAUACCAUAUACCUCAUCCCACUACUACGAACCUUUAUCACCGGAAAUACAUCCAGCGCCACGGUUUUAUGUCUCAUCACCACCGUCUCCCCAUCUCCCCAUCACCGACAGCCUCAACCAUUCAACCACCUGCCGCCACUUUGCGCCAUGAACCACCACAUCUCCGCCGCCCCCUCUUUCUACAAUACUGAUCCCAUCGACUUGUAAACCCACCUCUUCCUCCUUUUUCUCGUCUUUUCAUCUUCCAUCUCAACAUCACAACCCUUCGCCAUGCCAAAAGGCAGAGUUCGACGUCGCGUGAUAGCCUGUGCCCGCUGCAGGAAACGGAAGCUGGCGUGCGAUGGUCAAGUACCCUCAUGCACCAGAUGCGCAGACGCAGGUGCGCCCUGCGUCGGCUUCGACUCCUCCACCCAGCGUGAGGCUCCAAGGAGUAUAGCUGGUUUUCUCGAAGCACAUAUCGCCAACUUUGAGAACAUGGCAGGCCCCUCUGUCCCCUCUCCCCCUGACUCUAACGGUUCUGGGCAUAUCCAUCCACCGGAGAAAGGUGCUAUUGCGAAUCCUCUAGUCAGCCAGAUCAUGGAGGACAUCACCCCUCGGUUCCUCGGAAUCUCUAAGGCCAAGUUCAUCCUCAACUGCGUUUUCAAAGGAACCCAGGUACUGUUUAAGAAGGUACCAUCGGGAGGCACCGACCUAGACGAGAACCAUCCCCGAUCCAUCAUCAAUCCGCACCCCGUGGCACUCUCCUGGGUCACGCUCCGAAACAUUGGCCUCGAGACGGCAACUGGCCUGUUCCAGGGCUUCCUUGAUCGAGCAUUGACGUUGUGCCCAAUCUACCAUUCAGACGAACUCAUCGCCGCAUUCAACUCGAUCUAUCACCCCACUCCGUUAUCCGGACAGAACACGCCCCGGAACCAAUACAUCAUUAGCCUCGUGAUGGCCAUUUCUCUAUCCAUGGGCGCGUGUGCGAAGCAGACCAUCGCCGACUCGCACGCAUUUUCGUUGGUCCAGCAUGCCGUGCAAUGGAUGCCCGAGAUUGCAACCAACGACGUCCCGGGCCUGCAGGCCAUCUUGCUGCUCACGCAGUACUUAUCCCUGGACCCAACCAUGGCAGAUAUGUGGUUGUUGACCGGUAUGACCAGCCAGGCAGUCAUCGACUUGGGGCUGCAUCAGGAACUGCCUUAUGAUGAACGCAUAUCGGCACGUGAGCGCGACAUGCGGCGACGGGUCUUCUGGGUUGCUUGGGAGGUGGAGGCUUCGGUCUGCGCCUUCUUUCUGCGGCCCAUGACCCUACCCACGCGACCCUAUGAUGUAGGCUUCCCAGUCGAAGUCAACGAUACUGCCAUCACAGACAGAGGCAUUGAUUUCACCGGAAUUGUAACCAAGUUUGCCUGCAGGCGGAUCUGGAUGUUUCGGCAGAUUGAAGCCGAAGUCGUCUCCGUCAUGCACCAGAAUGAGGAAGUGCCCCCAAUGUUCAAUUCCCUCGAAGAGUGGAUGCGAUGGAUAAACCAUUCCAUAACCGAGUGGCGUCAGCAGAUCCUCUGCGACUCUGCCGCGAAUACAGAUCCCAAGCUUGUGUCCCGCUGGAAGGAGCUGGAGCUGUAUGCGGAAAUCGCCACUGCCUCCAUCAUGGUGACGCUUCAUCGCCCAUCUCGCCGGAUCCCUCAACCAUCGAGCAGAGACUUGUUGAUUGCAUUCGCCAAUGCCCUCUCAGUCGGACAAGGGUACUGGUACCAAGUCAACAGGUUUUCCGGCCAGAUCAAGUACGUCUUCCACCCUUGCCACCACUCGUUCGAUUGCGCCCUGGUUUUCCUGUUGAUACUCCGGCGCUGCAAGGUCGACAUCUCGGAAAAAUACCAGCUCAGUCAGAUCGAAGAAUGGAUGGACCGCUUCUCACGGUUCUUCAAAGAUAAUGUUAAGCGCUGGCCGUCUGCUGCCUGCUUCUCGGAGAGGUAUGAGCAACUGAUGGCCCAGGCAAGGCAGGAAUACCUCGACUUUCUUAAUAACAAGGCAGUGCUUGCCUCCAACCAGCACCAGGACGGAAAUGCGACCAUUGGUCCCGUGGCCACUGGACAAGAUCAGGGCAGUGCAACUCGUGAAGGUAUUGACGAGAUGUUCAAGUUCUUCCAGUCGUUCAUUGUGGCACCUAACGCGACCUCUCCUAUAGAUGCUUUAGCGAGCGGUAUCUGCAUGCCUCGUUCCGAGGACUGGCACGAAGAGUUUAGACUAUACUAUGUCCAGAAGGUAGCGCACUUGCCUCUGCCUUGA
Molecule: messenger RNA, 2394 nt
Organism: Aaosphaeria arxii CBS 175.79
Lineage: Eukaryota; Fungi; Ascomycota; Dothideomycetes; Pleosporales
Exons: 2
Coding region: 400-2394 (664 amino acids)
Biological process (GO): positive regulation of transcription by RNA polymerase II; DNA-templated transcription
Molecular function (GO): sequence-specific DNA binding; DNA-binding transcription factor activity, RNA polymerase II-specific; zinc ion binding
Source: RefSeq, a predicted model, not a curated record